Molecule: messenger RNA, 938 nt
Organism: Mycotypha africana
Lineage: Eukaryota; Fungi; Mucoromycota; Mucoromycetes; Mucorales; Mycotyphaceae
Exons: 3
Coding region: 289-504 (71 amino acids)
Source: RefSeq, a predicted model, not a curated record
AGGACGAUUAGACUUGUAACGAAAAAUGGAAGGAAGCCCAAAACCAGCCACAUUCACACACGUUAGAACCUUUCUACGUGCCUGCUACUGCUGCUGAUGACAUCAAUAACAGUAUAUGUUGGAAUUCAAAGAUAGCAAUGUGCCUUUCCCUUAUAAUGCAAUCUUAUUGCUCCAUCUUGCAGAAAACUUUUCCUAUUCCUCAUUGGAAAGUCGCAGUGGCUUUCUCUCUAUAGAAGCAGGACAAUCAAAGCAGUAUGUGUAUCAAACGACAGCCUUCCAAGUAUUCUUAUGAGAUUUUUGUCUUUACGUCCUUAUUUUGUUACAGUAGCGAGCUACAAACCGUUCAUCUUACCAGAUGAGCAAGAUGAAUAUCAAAGGACCUCAGCGCCACUUGUACCACUGGGUAUGGAUUCUUCCCACAGAACUAUACAAUUCUUAAAGUGCAAAAAUAUUAUACCUGUCUUACAGUACAAUGAUAUAACUGAUAUAGAAGCUCCUUCGUGAAAUCCAGCACUAGGAUAUUCACUCGAAGAACAGCCUUCAAAGAAAUGCUAAUAAGACACCUUGUUACAUCCUCUUCAUUCCGUUACAGCUUUUGCAUUGAUAAUCUAGAAAAUAACACGGUCUUCGCUUGCUUAAAAAGUAUCAUCUUAUCUGAACUGGACAGAUCACUAUGUCAUUCUAGGUUUAUCAUAUAUUUUAACCAUCUUGGUAAGUCGUUCUAAAAGUGAAUUUUGUAUCUUAUUUUACCAAGACAGUUGGUUGAAAAACGCCAGUAUCUGCCGGAAUUCUGUAACCAAAUUUUGGUUAAAAAAUAUAUCCCCAAUAAUUUGUGGAUAUAUGUCCUAGUAAGAAAGGACUACUUACAUAAGAAUAGGGAGGCUUGUCUCAUUGAUUGUUUAAAGGUCGCGUGACAGGAAGAAUAGGACAAUUUACUG